Molecule: messenger RNA, 3756 nt
Organism: Pseudopodoces humilis (Tibetan ground-tit)
Lineage: Eukaryota; Metazoa; Chordata; Aves; Passeriformes; Paridae
Gene: ATF6
Product: activating transcription factor 6
Biological process (GO): regulation of transcription by RNA polymerase II; endoplasmic reticulum unfolded protein response
Cellular component (GO): nucleus
Molecular function (GO): RNA polymerase II cis-regulatory region sequence-specific DNA binding; DNA-binding transcription factor activity, RNA polymerase II-specific
Source: RefSeq, a predicted model, not a curated record
GCGAUGGCGGCGGCCGAGGCCGAGUGGGAGCCGGCGGGGCUGCUGCCCGCGCCGGGGGGCGGCCUGGACUGGGAGGCCGUGCUGGGCGAGGAGCUGAGCGAGCUGCUGGGCGCCGCGGCCCCGAGGGACGAGCCGGAGGAAAAUGAUCUCUAUAACUUUCAUUUUGAUUUGGAUUUGAUGUCUUGGGACUCGGACCUUUGGAAUAUUACAGGCCAUGCUUAUGCAGAUGCAAACGUGAAGACAGAACCUUUGUCACCAGCUGCUUCCAGCUGCUCGGUUCCCUCGCCACCGUCUGUGGACUCUCCAGUGCAGAAUGUGCCUGAUGAUGUGGACUUCAGCUGUAGCUCCCAGAUGUCUCCCAUCUCUCUCUACAGCAAGAGCUGCAAAAGCCCUGCAUCCCCAGAAGGAGAUGGGGGGAAGAAGCCUGCUGUGAGCAUCUCUUCUCGAUCUGCAAAUAACUCUGCGAGGAGCCUGAAGAGGUGUGGUCAGACAGUGUCCAGGCCUUUGAUACAGCCCAAACCCCUUUUGCCUGCUGUGCCUGAAGCUCAGGCUAACAUUGGCAUCCCAGCUAAAACCAUCAUUAUCCAGACUCUUCCCACGCUUGUGCCCCUGCCAAAGAAUCAGCCAGUUGUUAACAUCCAGCCAGCACCUCCUAAAGGUCCAUCCGUGGUGCUGCCCCAGCCUGCUGUGGUACAGCUCCAGUCUUCAGGGGUGCUUCCUGCCUCCCAGCCAGUCAUUGCAGUGGCAGGAGGGGCCCCAGCACUUCAGAACCACACGGUGAAUGUGCUGUCUCCAGCUGCUGGGAGCGGCUCCAGCAGCGGCAAAAUCCCGGUGACGAAGCCCCUGCUGCAGAGCAGCGCCCCGGCUGCGGGGCUGGACGCCAACGUCCUGAGGCGGCAGCAGCGCAUGAUCAAAAACCGGGAGUCAGCCUUCCAGUCACGCAAGAAAAAGAAGGAAUACAUGUUGGGACUGGAGGCCAGGCUGGAGGCAGCCCUGCUGGAGAAUGAGAAACUCAAGAAAGAAAACAGCACGCUGAAGAGGCAGCUGGAUGAAGUGGUAUUAGAGAACCAGAAGCUCAAAGUGUCAUCUCCAAAGAGAAGAACAUUGUGUGUGAUGGUGAUACUGGCCUUUAUAAUGUUGAAUUACGGUCCAUUGAGUGUAUUUGAAAAGGAUCCCAAUGGAGCAGAUUCCAGUGUGAGUUCCAACCACCGGACCAGAAAUCUUCUGGAGUUCUCAGCUGGCCAGGAGUCCAGCUCAGCUCAGAAGGUACCUGAGGGCAUCAUUUCCGAGAAGAGCAAUAGGUAUGACCGUUCUGUGUCUGACAACAAAGCACUAAUGAUAGUCUCAGAAGAACCACUGUUAUAUAUUUCACCCCCACCACCCCCCUGCCGGCCCCUGAUCAACAGGACAGAGUCACUGAGGCUGACCCACGAGCUGCGAGGAUGGGUGCACAGGCACGAGGUGCAGCGGACGCGCUCCCGGCGGCUCAGCAACAGCCAGCAGCAGCAGCGAGCUCGAGUGCCACAGAGCUCCCUCAGUGACAAAGCAGAUUCCCAGCUAAUGGCCAUGCCUUACACAGACACCAGUCUCAGCAGGAGCUCAGGGAAUGAACUGCAGGUGUAUUAUGCCUCUCCCAGGAGCUAUCAAGACUUCUUUGAAGCAAUUCACCGAAGGGAGGACACGUUCUAUGUGGUGUCAUUCCGCAGGGACCACCUGUUACUCCCAGCCACCACACAUAACAAGACCAGGAGACCAAAGAUGUCUAUAGUGCUGCCAGCUGUAAACAUCAAUGAGAACGUGAUCAACGGGCAGGACUACGAGGUGAUGAUGCAGAUUGACUGUGAAGUGAUGGACACCAGGAUCCUCCACAUCAAAAGUUCUUCUGUCCCUCCGUACCUGCGCGAGCAGCGCAGGAAUCACAGCGGCACCUUCUACAGCUCGUCCCCCUCGGUCCCCGAGACGCCACACGCCCUCAGGGCCAUCGUCAAAUCCCUGCGGUAGCUCCUGUGGCAGCCACGGGGCAGCAGGUGCUGCCUCCAGCCCGAGCCCUUCCCUGGCAGCUCCUGGGGCUCCUGGCACAGCAGGGCCGGUUCCCUUCAGCCGUUCCUGUGCCUGACCCUGCCCGGGGCUGCACGGCUCCGCUGCCCGGGGUCAGUCCUGGGCCCUGCUGGCCAUGGGCUAUCCCUGCUGCGUGUCCACUGGCCACAGCUGGGGGGUCUGGGGCCCUGCUGGCCAUGGGCUAUCCCUGCUGCGUGUCCACUGGCCACAGCUGGGGGUUCUCUCCUGGUUUUGUCCCCGUGAGGCUGCUGGAGCUGGGCUGGUGAGCCAGAACCAAGGCAGCAGAUGCCCACCCUUGGGAUCGUGCCGCUCUCCCCGCAGUUCCUGGGCAGCCCGAGGAUGCCCUGUCCAGCCCCCAGCUGCUGGGCCUGACCACACAGCCCCUCUCCUCAUCAUUCCCUGCCCAAAUCCUGCCAGUGCAGGAGGCCCUGGCAGCCCAGCCCAGGCACCCAGGAGGGUGCUGGGACCCCGCUCUCACCACUAAAGCACUAGUUCUGCUGAGAACAGCCCCUCCGAGGCACUGCCAGCACCUGCCUGCCUCUCCAGGAUCCUGCUGCUGCCUUCCCCGGCCCGUGGGGCUCCACAGCUGAGGGCUUGGCCCAAAGGAAGUGAUUUCAUGCAGCAGAUGCAUUUGUAAAGUUUGGUUUUUUUUGAGUUUGUUGGGUUUUUUUCUUCCUGGUUUUUGUUUGCGUGGGUUUUUUUGUGUGUGCUGUUUAAUACUUUCCACUGCUAACAAGAGCCCGUGGAGCAGCACUGGCCCUGCUGGGGCAGAGGGGCUGCUUCAGUUCCGUGGGACACAGCCCCAGCACCUUCUCCUGACACCUCACACCCCUCUGCCCUGCCAGCACUGACACCCCUGGGCACUGAGGGAACGUUCUGUUCACCCCAGACUCUGGCUGCAGCCAAGUGCUGCCUCUCCAGAGCGUCUGUGGAGCUCUGUGCACUGAUCUGUCCCCGUUUGUCAGCCGAGCCCAGGCCGGAGCUGGGCCUAGCAGCUCCAGCACACUGGUGCUCGGCUGGGAUGGGCUGCCAGCAGAGCAUCAGCCUUGUGUAAUCACUUCAGCAUGUUGUUACAUUAUUUUUUCUCCCCUGUGCAGUUUGCACAGAAGAUGAUGAGUUUCAGUUUGCCAGCCAGCUGCCAUUCCUUCAUGCUCUGAGCGCUAACCGCCUCACGUGGGGUUUUCAAUUAUUAUUAUUAUUAUUAUUAUUAUUAUUAUUAUUAUUCGUGUAUGUGUGUGGCUGUUAGGAAAUCAAGGUUGACCCUGCACAAGACAAACAGCUGCAGGGGCAGGGAGGAGGAGGAGGAGGAGGAGGAGCAGUUCCCCCUGUGCAGUGUGUGGAAGAGCUGUGCCCUUUGCCAGGUCCCGCAGGCAGCGCAGGCCCCGUCCUGGCGGCGCUGGCGCUGCUGGAAGGAGCCGGGCUCGGCUCUCUGCUCACACCCGUUCCCUUUCCUGGCCUGGCCCCACCUGAGCGUGGGCCAGCUCACACAACAGGCAGAAAUGAAAACCCCAGCGGUGCCCCAGGCAGGGGCUGCUGGCUGCUCCGGGGAGCUGGGGAGGGCACCGGGCUGCUGGCUGGGCUUGGCACGGCAGGAAGGGCUGCUGGGGGCUGGGGGCUCGGGGCUGCUGCAGCACCACAUCCUCAGCCAGCACCCCUGGGCUCCGGUGCUGGAGAGCAUCUCUCAUCCUGUGUAAUUCU